UAAAUUCAGCAUUCACUCUCAGACUGAAUUCAGAGUGGCAUCUACAGAGGCCAUCAAACCUUCACGUUUAGAUGAAUUAACAGCACGCGCAGGACCAAGGCUGUCAUUUAGACUCGCUUUACUGGCGGGACCGCGCGUGCCUCAUCUUUACCUGAUGCUGCGUAAAAGUGGACCGUGGAAACCGCUACACGCGCUCUGAAGAGGAUACCGCUCAGUGUGAUUUUGCUGCCACUAUAUAAGCUAUAUUGAGCACUUGCGCGGAGGCAAGAACUGUUGAUCCGGACAGACCUGCUUCUCAUCCAAAUGGAUGCGCAAUGAUGGAUUAAUCGCUUUUCGAUGCAACUUUUCAGCGCAGUGCACUGACAAACUCCUCCUGAGGAUUUUAUCCAAGCAACCUUUACCUGAUUUGAUCCUGUCUUCCUCUCAAGAUGUCAUCGGAGUAUUUGAUAAGGUCACUGCUUAUGCUCUUUCUAGCGCUCUUCUCCGCCAAUGCGAGCAACUGGCUAUACCUGGCAAAGUUGUCAUCGGUGGGGAGCAUUUCUGAUGAAGAAACCUGUGAGAAGCUCAGAGGACUCAUCCAGAGGCAGGUUCAGAUCUGCAAGCGUAACGUGGAGGUGAUGGACGCGGUCCGCAGGGGCGCCCAGCUCGCCAUCGACGAGUGCCAGUUUCAGUUCCGCAACCGACGCUGGAACUGCUCGACGCUAGAGAGUGUUCCUGUGUUCGGCAAAGUGGUCACACAAGGCACCAGGGAAGCUGCAUUUGUGUACGCCAUAUCUGCUGCUAGCGUAGCCUUCGCAGUGACCAGAGCCUGCAGCAGUGGGGAGCUGGACAAGUGUGGCUGUGACCGCAAUGUGCACGGUGUCAGUCCAGAAGAUUCUCCAUCCUUGACCGUCUCUAUCUCAACAGGUUUCCAGUGGUCAGGAUGCUCAGAUAAUAUUGCAUAUGGGGUUGCUUUUUCCCAGUCCUUUGUGGACAUCAGGGAACGAAGUAAAGGACAGUCCUCCAACAGAGCCCUAAUGAACCUCCAUAACAAUGAGGCAGGGAGGAAGGCGAUUCUGAACCACAUGCGAGUGGAAUGCAAGUGCCACGGUGUUUCAGGCUCCUGCGAGGUAAAGACCUGCUGGAAAGCAAUGCCGCCGUUCCGCAAAGUGGGCAACGUCAUCAAGGAGAAAUUCGACGGUGCUACAGAAGUGGAGCUGCGUAAAGUGGGCACUACGAAGGUCCUGGUUCCACGAAACUCGCAGUUCAAGCCACACACGGAUGAAGAUCUGGUGUACCUGGACCCGAGCCCAGACUUCUGCGAGCACGACCCCAAAACGCCGGGCAUACUGGGAACCGCAGGGCGCUUUUGCAACAAGACCUCGAAGGCCAUCGACGGCUGCGAGCUCAUGUGCUGCGGUCGCGGAUUCCACACGGAGGAGGUGGAGGUGGUCGACCGCUGCAGCUGCAAGUUCCACUGGUGCUGCUACGUCAAGUGCAAACAGUGUCGCAAGAUGGUAGAGAUGCACACGUGUCGGUGAUCCCCUCAACACUUCCCUACAUGCACAGGGAAACUAGGCAAAUACACAAAAGGGAAGACAGAGACAUUCCCAGGCAUUUCAUGCACCAAUAGAGGAACAUGUCAUACAUGAGACUUUAAAAUAUAGGGGCAAAUAUAUCUGACGUCCCAAUUGAGAGUAUUUUUCUCUCUCCUCAUUCUGUUUUUAAUUGCAGUUGCUCUCUUAUUUUUAUAUAUAUGUAUAUUUUUUAACUUAUUGCAAUCGAAUAGAGAGUGAAUUUUUAAUGUGACGCGCACCAGAGGAGUGCCAUUGGGAGUGGGGUUACUGACAGACAUUGACCCGGCGGGAUCAGGGGCACAUGAAUAUGGAGAGAGGUCAACGUUUAAAAGCCUUUUCAUCGUUAAUGCUGCUUUAGGGUUUCAUCUUGAAAGAUGGAUUAACCGAACUAUCAAACACUACGUGCUGAGAUGCAGUCCAGGCGUACAUGUACUUUCCAUACCCGUGGCCAUUUGUUCCUAUGAUGCUGCUUGAAUUCAAGAAUCACUCACCGAUACUGUUAAGCCCGGGACACACCAAGCAGACGAUCGGCAAUCAGGCAACGUCGGAGCUUUUUUAAGCGUCGACUGACUAAGUUUUCUAGGUGUGUUAUGAACCGUUGGCUCUAGCCGGGCGCCAUCAGCAGGUUUGCCAGGUUUUCACAACAAAACCCGCCCAAUUGCUACUCAAAACUAGCCCAAAAGCAUUUCAGGGGGGUAAAAUCCGUGUUUUUGGUGGGCUUCCCCUAGUAAAAUUCGCAUUCCAGGGGCUAAAUAUCAUGUUAUUUGGGGUCGCUUCAACCCGUGGACAUGAAAAACAACCCGCGGCAACAGUGUUGUGGGAAAACUGCGGACUUGGCAACACUGGCUGGACCGUUUUUAAGCAUCGGCCGACUAAGUUUUCCUAGUGUGUUCUGAACCGUUGGCUCUAUUCGGACGCCGUUGGCAGGGUUGCCAGGUUUUCACAACAAAAUCCACCCAAUUGCUACUCAAAACUAGCCCAAAACUAGCCCAGUGGCGUUUCAGGGGGGUAAAAUUCUGCAUUUUUGGUGGGUUUCCCCUGGUAAAAUUCACAUUUUAGGGGCUAAAUAUCAUGUUAUUUGGGGUCGCUUCAACCCGUGGACAUGAAAAACAACCCACGGCAACAGUGUUGCGGGAAAACUGCGGACUUGGCAACACUGGCCAGACCGUUUUUAAGUGUCGGCCGAUUGUUUUCCCGGUGUGUUCUGAACCGUUGGCUCUGGUCAGACACCAUCGGCAGGGUUGCCAGGUUUUCACAACAAAACCCACCCAAUUGCUACUCAAAACUAGCCCAAAACUAGCCCAAUCGCGUUCAAGGGGGUAAAAUCUGUGUUCUUGGCAGAGUUCCCCUGGUAAAAUUCGCAUUCCAGGGGCUAAAUAUCAUAUUAUUUGGGGGCGUUUCAACCCGCGGACAUGAAAAACAACCCGCGGCAACAGUGUUGCGGGAAAACUGCUGACUUCCCAACACUGGCCGUCUGGGUUUUUUUGGGCCGAUUCAUCAUGUAGAAUCGGUGUUGGGCCGUCGUGUGAGAGAGAGAACUCUGAUUGGCAAUGAACAAGUCAAAGCACGAGAAUAAUAGCAAAACAGUGAACAAACAAGUCAAGGCGGUACAGACAGAAGGUUGUUCUAAUUUUACGUCAUGUACCGAGUGUUACGAGCGUCCUGGGCGAAUAUUUAAUAUUAACGUGAGCCGAGUGGAAUAUAGAAAGUGAUCAGCAUGAAUGAUAUUCAAAAUGGUAAGCAUGCGCUGCUUUGUUUAGACAGUGGUCUCCUUACACGCAGGCGCAGAACACGCGUGCUGGCUGACAGUCGGCUCUAGUUCUCUCUCAUGUGCAGGUUUUUCCCCCGACGUGAGGCGACAACACAGUCGGCUUUUAUCAGUGCUAGUUCUUUGGCAUCGGUUUGGUGUGUCCCUACCCUUCAAGUGAGUUCUGCUUUAGAAGGGAUGCAAACCAACUCCGAACAAGACGGAUUGGAAUUAUUACAAGUGUUAACAAGCUGUUCAAAAGGAGCGCUUUGAAAGUUGUAGCUAGUGACGCAGACAGAUCAUUGGUGCUGAGCUGUAACCAUGCAUCUGGCACAAAACUGACAAACAUAAAUUGUUUACCCGCUUGGGAUGCUUGGACCAUGGAUUCUGUGCACGAUGACUCUAGCACUUUUCCUCUCCAGACGCACAUAUCACAAAUAAACAAAUCCCCCAGCAUUCCCUGCUCCAUUAGUCAGACUGAGUGACUGAAUUAUUUAUGGCGACUAUGUACGAUACCAUAACUCCAAGCUUUUCUAUAGUACAACUUGCUAUCCAGUAUGCUUUUAAAAGAAACAUAGGUUUGUAAAGACUUAUACACUGAAGAGGACUAUAUUUCAUAUGAAUGUAUGUUAAAUUGAAAUAUAUGCUGUGUCAAAAACUGAAA
This is a messenger RNA of Ctenopharyngodon idella (grass carp), 3967 nucleotides long. It is a transcript of the gene wnt4, whose product is annotated as wingless-type MMTV integration site family, member 4. Gene Ontology annotation, biological process: neuron differentiation; canonical Wnt signaling pathway; cell fate commitment. NCBI's taxonomy places the organism in Eukaryota, Metazoa, Chordata, Actinopteri, Cypriniformes, Xenocyprididae. The transcript is spliced from 5 exons. The record is from RefSeq and is a predicted model, not a curated record. Gene Ontology annotation, molecular function: cytokine activity; frizzled binding. Gene Ontology annotation, cellular component: extracellular region. The coding region runs from base 429 to 1520 and encodes 363 amino acids.